Colletes gigas is the source of this 3546-nucleotide messenger RNA. It is a transcript of the gene Sln, whose product is annotated as monocarboxylate transporter 12. Bases 1400 to 3475 code for a protein of 691 amino acids. Gene Ontology annotation, molecular function: monocarboxylic acid transmembrane transporter activity. The transcript is spliced from 11 exons. Gene Ontology annotation, biological process: transmembrane transport; monocarboxylic acid transport. The record is from RefSeq and is a predicted model, not a curated record. NCBI's taxonomy places the organism in Eukaryota, Metazoa, Arthropoda, Insecta, Hymenoptera, Colletidae.
UUCUUGUACGCCACCUCGAUGAUUAUGAGACCGAUACCGCCGAUUAUCCCGACUCCCACCACUAUGAACACACCGGCCAUGUUCUUCAGGCCCAAGUCUAGGAUGGCCAGGGUCACGGCGUCCGCCCACAAAGACCCUUUCUGCAAGCCAAUGCCAUAACCAGACCGACCAAACAGUUCACCGGCUGUUACCAAUUCGCAGUCCUGCGCUGCUUCGAAUUCCAGCCGUGAACUGUCCCAAAUGAAGGCCAUGAGUUUCCUGCGAGUGAAUCGUUAUCAAAGCAACUGGAUCUCCAAUCGCGAGCCUCUAACACCUCCACCUGCCUACGGAAGUACAUGUCCACCGCUGAUCCCUUCACCGUGGCGCACGUGAGGUUCUCCAUGGUGUUCCUGAGCUACGAGCCAAUGCAUUAAGCCCUGUCAGUCGCGCAACAAUGCUGCUACCUUGACUAAAAUCAAUACUAACGGCGGAAAUGCACCAAGAACGCAGCCAAGUUUGCGGUGUAAGAGGCCACAAUAAUCAUCGCGAAUCCUGCCCAAACCAUGCCCAACACACGGGCGGAGAAGCUUCGCGGAGUACCUGUAAACGAAGGUGAACCGUACUGAAAUAGCUUCUUCCCGGUCUCCCAAAUGGCGCCAGAGUCCCCGCAAUCCUGAGGCGCCGCUGUGAUCUCUUCAGAGUCGUUCAUCGCCUUCAACGCGGACAUGAGGACCAUCCUGAAACACACGUCCAACUGAACAACAGGGGAUCCACAUCGUCCGUUAACAACGAUUUCACGUUCGUUUCCGUUCCGCGGUCGGGGCGAUCGAUUCAACAGGAAUUGCGUUUCAGGAAUUCUCCGAUAAUGGUACCGGACAAACUGGCCCCACGUGGUGGCGACUGGCCGCGAGAUGCCAACGCGUCGGCGGACGGCUGCUUAUCGAUCCCGUAAGUUUCCACUCGGUGGCGACCUCAUCUGCGUGCGCAGCCGUUUCAUCUCGGUUAUUUACCAAGCACCCUUAGACCUAGUCAGGAGAAUCCUGGAGAACGUGUAAAUGGUGAGAGGGACGUAGUCGAAAGGACAGGUAACCGUGAACAAGAAAGACCAGAAAGGGGAGGACCGCGAAGAGGGUGCAAGUCCACGGAGGCAACGGAAGCUGUCCAAAUAGAUACCGAACCGUGGUGCUGUCGCGUAACCAGCCGACGUGGAGACGAGAGGACGUGCCCCGGGGGUGUUACGUGGCGGAGAGGACGAACCAACAGACGUUUGACUAUCCUCGUCGGGGGCGUAACGGGACCGGAGGGUGACCAGCACCAGGUGAGCGGACAAUUUGCCGUGUGAAGAACAAACCGAGAGCGGAAAAGCAACGGUAACUCCAAUGUAUUACGGUCCCCCUCGUGCGAACGAAGCCGUUGAAAUAUGUCGCUACCACGAGAAUGGAGCCUGCAGGAUUCGGUCGAACGUGACACUGUCGCCUGUGCGACAGCGUCGCAGGAGAUGGUCGGGGCUACCAUCAUCGACGAGAACAUGAAUCAACAGAAUCAGCUGGGCUCGCUGUUGUCGAUCCACUCGGCGCCCAUAUUCGACCUGAGCAGCGGCGUGCCGUCGCCGAAGAGGCCAGCCUCGUUGGCCGUGCAGGCGACGGCCACGUCCACGCCGAUCGUGCCGCCCCAUCUUCAGAGCCCGGAGACCAUCGAGGACGAGGACAACGACAACCUCCUCACGAUAUCGAGCCUCACCGCCAGGCCGUUGAUCGCCAAGUCGAGGGAGCUCAGAUCGACCAAGUGCACCACCGCGAAAAAGAAAAAACCGAGAAGAUGCGAGACCAAGAAACCUAGGAACAUCACCUACGUGCCGUUGGACGGCGGUUACGGAUGGGUGAUCGUAUUCGGGGCGUUUUUCGUUCAGUUCUGGGUGGCGGGGCUGGUGAAGUCCUACGGGGUGUUGUACGUCGAGGUAAUGGAAACGUUCAAGGACGCGACGGCGUCGGUCGCUUCCUGGAUACCAGCUAUUCUGUCCUGUCUCUGCCUCGCCCUGGCGCCUGUGACGAGCAUGCUGUGCCAGAAAUACAGCUGCAGGACGGUCGUGUUCAUCGGGGGACUGUUCUGUGCUUUAGGACUAACGAUAAGCUACUUUGCCACGAGCUUGGUACAUCUCUUUUUUACAUUUGGAGUGUUGACAGGUAUCGGCGGCGGUUUGUCCACGACGCCUGGCAUCAUCAUCGUCUCCCAGUAUUUCGAUAAGCAUCGCGCCCUGGCGAACGGUAUAUGCGUGUCGGGCACAGCGGCGGGCAGCUUCGUGUUUCCGCUUCUGAUCGAGGUACUGGUGGAGAAGUUCGGUUUCCACGGGACGAUCCUACUGCUGGGCGGUUGCAUGCUUCACGUGUGCGUCAGCGCCACCCUUUACCGGCCGUUGGAGAACAACUACGCGCCCGAGAACGUGGUCGUGGCGUCUGCGAGAAACGAAAAGGUCGAGAUCGCGACGACGAAGGAGUCAGCGACGGCGAAGCAGCAGAAGCUGGACUUAUUGUUCGCCAACGACACGACCACAAAGCAUAAUCUGUUGAACGAAUUAUUCCACCAGAACGGCGUGGUGGCUGUCGAGAUGACCGACAGCGACGAGGAGAAGGACGUGAUAGGGGAGUGUCUGAGGAUGAAACCGAUCUCGAAGAUACGUAGCUCCAGUUUGUUGCACAGCGUCGAGGACUUGUCGACGGACUCCACGUGCGUGUACAAAGCCAGGUCGUCGUUGAGGUCGUUGAGGUCGUCGGUGACGGCGGUGUGCCCGGCACCGCAGGCGCCCGAGCCGCAACCGAAGGUCCCGAAGACCAUCGUCCAGAGAAUAAUGCAGUACAUCGAUCUUUCUCUGUUGAAGAAUCCACAGUUCAUCAUGAUGUGUUUCUCGGUCAGUCUCAUGUCGACCGGGAGCCCGUAUAUGCUCUAUUAUCUGCCGGCGUACGUCCACGCGGCCGGUUACACGAAAUCGGAAGCGGGAUACUUGGUCGCCAUUUCCGCCGCGCUCGACUUGUGCGGAAGACUGGGACUCGGAUGGCUCUCGGACCUGCAGCUGUUCGAUCGACGGAAAGGAUACAUUGGAAGUGUCGUUGGCGCUGGCGUAGCAGUAUUGGCGAUCCCAAUGGCCCACUCUUUCUACGUACUAGCAUGUUCCGUUGGCAUGUACGGAUUAUGCUUGGGCUGUUGGUUUCUUUUAGUUCCCGUCCUUCUCGCUGACCAAUACGGAACUGACAAAAUAUCCUCCACCUAUGGUCUCGUUAGGAUGUUCCAAAGUGUCGGAGCUAUUUCUAUCCCGCCUUUAGCAGGAUACCUACGCGAUGUAACUGGAAGUUACACCGUAUGUUUUCUCUGCAUGGGAACGUGCAUGGUGAUGGGAGGUCUACCUCUGCUCCUGGUUUUUAACGAAGUAUCGAAAUCAUCGAAGAUUACCGUUAAUGCCGAGAACGGUAAUACGCAAGGAGAGGCGACUGUGAAAGAAUAAAGAUAUUUUGCGAAUGUGAUUAACGAAACGAACGAAUGUGUAAUAGAAAACUAAUAAAUCGCAACAUUUGU